This is a messenger RNA of Alosa sapidissima (American shad), 1747 nucleotides long. RefSeq names its product fucose mutarotase (gene fuom). The record is from RefSeq and is a predicted model, not a curated record. The coding region runs from base 57 to 521 and encodes 154 amino acids. Gene Ontology annotation, biological process: fucose metabolic process. The transcript is spliced from 6 exons. Gene Ontology annotation, molecular function: fucose binding; racemase and epimerase activity, acting on carbohydrates and derivatives. NCBI's taxonomy places the organism in Eukaryota, Metazoa, Chordata, Actinopteri, Clupeiformes, Clupeidae.
UCACGCUGCCUGCUGCUCCGUGUCAAAUGCUCUGGUGACAGCUCGUUCGCGCUACCAUGGUUGUGUUAAAAGGAAUACCUUCUCUCCUGUCGCCAGAGCUUUUGUACGCGUUGGCAAAGAUGGGUCAUGGCGAUGAACUGGUUCUUGCGGAUGCCAACUUCCCUGUGUCCUCCGUGUGUAAAUGCGGACCGAUAGAGAUCAGAGCCGACGGUCUACAGAUCCCAGCGCUGUUGGAAGCUAUUCUGAAGCUCUUCCCUCUGGACACGUACGUGCGUAGCCCGGCAGCUGUGAUGGACCUGGUGGACAGUGACAAGGAGCUUGGUGUAGAGACGCCAGUGUGGACCACAUACAUCCAAAUGAUCAAACAGGCAGGAUCACAGGGCAGCUUAGAGACUGUGGAGAGAUUUGCAUUUUAUGAGAGAGCCAAGAAAGCGUUUGCUGUCGUGGCAACGGGGGAGACGGCGCUGUAUGGCAACCUGAUCAUAAAGAAAGGCGUGAUCCCACCUGGGGAACUGAGCUGAAUCCUGCUGGACCCUGCUGCCCUCUGCUCCUCUGCUGGGCUCCUGCUGCCCUCUGCUCCUCUGCUGGACCCUGCUGCCCUCUGCUCCUCUGAGCUGCCUUCUGCUGAAUCCUGCUGCCCUCUGCUGCUCCUCUGCUGGACUCCUGCUCCUCUGCUGGACUCCUGCUGCUCCUCUGCUGGACUCCUGCUGCUCCUCUGCUGGACUCCUGCUCCUCUGCUCUGCUGAGCUCUAACAGCAUUAUUAACACCCAAGGAGUUUAUUGGACUGGCUGGGAAAAUGACAUUUCUACUGACACACACACGCUUUGCAGGGAAGAAGACAUUUCUACAGACACACAUACUUGGGUUAGACGCAUCAGAAACAUUGUGGUGGAGUUUGGGUUAGACGCGUCAGGAGGGAUCACACAGAUCUGUAGCUGUAACUAAACCCUCAGCACUCUCGUGUUGUGAUGUAAUCGCCCCGUGAAGUGUGUGUGUGUCUCCGCAUUCUCUCCACCGGAAAUGAUGGGAAUGUGGGAAGUGAAUUAAUGAGCGUGUUAAGUAGGGAAGUGUGUGAAUGAGUAUGGAUGACGUGUUAAGUAGGAAAAUGUGUGAGUGAGUAUGGAUGACGUGUUAAGUAGGGAAGUGUGUGAGUGAAUAUGGAUGACGUGUUAAGUAGGGAAGUGUGUGAAUGAGUAUGGAUGACGUGUUAAGUAGGGAAGUGUGUGAGUGAGUAUGGAUGAGCGUGUUAAGUAGGGAAAUGUGUGAGUGAGUAUGGAUGAGCGUGUUAAGUAGGGAAGUGUGUGAGUGAAUAUGGAUGACGUGUUAAGUAGGGAAGUGUGUGAGUGAGUAUGGAUGACGUGUUAAGUAGGGAAGUGUGUGAGUGAGUAUGGAUGAGCGUGUUAAGUAGGGAAGUGUGUGUGUGAGUAUGGAUGACCUGUUAAGUAGGGAAAUGUUAAAGCAAUGGUUCGGAGUAAUUUCACUCUAGGGUCCUUUGCACCAUGACCCCGAGCCAAACACCCUCCCAGAACCUGUUCUCCCUUGGUCAAACCCUGGUCGAGUAGCGCUGUCAGAAACUGAUGACUUUCUGCAGGCGUAAUGGAACCUACUUAGUAUCUCGUAAAUGACCCCACUAAUAAUGCCCUGAAUGGUACCAAACUUCUACAGUAGUACAACUAUGUUCUGUACUCAUAAAACAAGGCAUUGAAAAGUUUGUAAGUACACCAGGAGUUUAUUUCACUUGCCUGA